Candoia aspera is the source of this 3991-nucleotide messenger RNA. RefSeq names its product ADP ribosylation factor like GTPase 5B (gene ARL5B). Gene Ontology annotation, molecular function: GTP binding; GTPase activity. NCBI's taxonomy places the organism in Eukaryota, Metazoa, Chordata, Lepidosauria, Squamata, Candoiidae. Gene Ontology annotation, cellular component: trans-Golgi network; cytoplasm. The coding region runs from base 78 to 617 and encodes 179 amino acids. The record is from RefSeq and is a predicted model, not a curated record. Gene Ontology annotation, biological process: vesicle-mediated transport; intracellular protein transport; protein localization to Golgi membrane. The transcript has 6 exons.
UGCCGCGUUGGGUAGGGAAGACGGGGCAGAGGAAGGCGCCUCGCAGGUCCAGCGGAGGUCGCGGCUCCCGUUCCGGGAUGGGGCUCCUAUUCGCGAAGCUGUGGAGUCUGUUCUGUACGCAGGAACACAAAGUGAUAAUUGUGGGACUUGACAAUGCUGGGAAGACUACAAUUCUGUACCAAUUCUUAAUGAAUGAGGUAGUUCACACAUCUCCUACCAUAGGCAGUAAUGUUGAAGAAAUUGUUGUAAAAAACACACAUUUCCUCAUGUGGGAUAUUGGUGGACAGGAGUCAUUAAGAUCAUCCUGGAAUACUUAUUAUUCAAAUACAGAGUUUAUAAUCCUUGUAGUUGACAGCAUUGAUCGAGAGAGGCUGUCUGUCACAAAAGAAGAACUCUACAGAAUGUUGGCCCAUGAGGAUUUACAAAAAGCCGCCGUUCUCAUUUUUGCAAAUAAGCAAGAUAUGAAGGGUUGUAUGACAGCAGCUGAAAUUUCCAAGUAUCUAACCCUUAGUUCUAUAAAGGAUCACCCAUGGCACAUUCAGUCCUGCUGUGCAUUAACAGGAGAAGGGUUGUGCCAAGGACUGGAAUGGAUGACUUCCCGAAUCGGAGUAAGAUAAUUCUUCUGGAUUGGAAGUGAGAGUUAUCCCAUGGACUACCCUUUGUGGUACACUUGUCUGCUUCGUGUAGGAACAGGUUUGAUUUAAAAAAACAAAACAAACUUCUGAAACCUCCACAACAAGCAACACUUGAAUCGAGUGCAGCUAAUCAAAACUCAGAGUAUUUUUUAAACUUUUUUAAAAUGCACUAGUCUUGGAUGGAUAAGCAAGUUCUCCUACAACAUAACUUAAAGAACUCUGCCUUGUAUAACAAAACUCACCAUUGAAAAGAUUCCUUCUUGCAGCUGAAUAGCCUGUAGCAUCGGUCAGUUUGCUUCCUUUUCUGUUUCGUACUGCAACAAUAAGCUUUAAGACUCCCAGGAUUAUGGAUAUUAGGGUCAGUGGAUUUCCAGAUGAUGGGAAUUCCAGUAUCAGUACCCAUUACUGGAGUUCUCUAACAUUGAAAUGAUUAUUUAUUUGCUAUCAAUGCUGCUGCCUUUUGCCAAUACAUUUCUGCCUGAGAAAGCAUACACCUUUUUCUUAAAGUGUAUGCUAUAAAUAUUUUAUAUAUUGGGUUUUUUGGUAAAAUGAUUGUAGGGGAAGAAAAACUUUGUGUUAUCAAGGAGGGCUAAUUAUACUGCACUGUGUUUUAACAAUGCAUAUUUAAUAGAGAAAACUUCCAGUAUACGGAGAGAUGUAUUUUUCAAAUAAUCUUAAUAACACAUGAAGGCCAAACUCUUUGGGAUUCUGUGCUAUUAGCCAAUGAGGCUUUUUAAUUGGAUUCAGAAUUACUGAGUAACAGAAUUAAAUUGGUUGAAUGUUGUGAAUAAUGUAUGAAAUAAUAAGUUUGAAAAAGUGAUUCAUAAUUAUUCACUGGGGAAACUUAGAAAGUAUUCUUGAAAGUAACUUGGUUCUGUUGCAAAUUGGCCCAUGACUUUUUCUUAUAGAAAGCCGGAUUAUUAAUGUGAUUCCCCCCCCAGAAUUAGGACUUGUUCUACAUAUCAGUGUCUUAUCUUGUGUGGUCUUCAUAAGUGACUUGUGUUUUCAUGGAAGGUUAUUGUAAAUGUCCCACUAACAGUAUUAUGUAGUAUUUUUAAAACUGAAAGGUGUCUGUUUCUUAUGAGGAUAGAUUUCUUGACAUGCAGUAAUGCUGGUAUUGAGUGUCAUCUGACACCUAACAUGGUUGUGGCUCCUCCUUUGUCUCCUUGCCAGGGAUCACAGAUAUAGUUGCUAGUUAAGAAAGUUGACCUACAAUACAUCUGGAGGUUGCUAAGUUGAGGAAGGCUGAUGUACCUAGGUAUCUGGUAUAAGCCACCAUGGUGUUAUCAGGCAAGUGACACAAAUUAUGUAAUUUAUGCCAGUUGCAUCAUGACACCUGUGAUUAUGCUUCCCAUCACUCUUACAUCCAUUCUGAUGUAUCUAAAACUACAAAGGUGAGCUUUUCUGCUCAGUGUAAUCUACACUUGCAAGCCUGAACAGAGGACUCCAUGUUAGCUUUGGCUUAAUACACAAGGGAGGUGUGCUAUAGUUAAAAGUGGACUGUAUUUUCAUGAACCUAAACAAUGGCUUGGCAGGCACAGUAUUUCUUGAAGGCUCAUUUUGUAUCAGAAGAGAAAUGAGAAGCAACUGUUCGAAAUAUAGAAGUUUCCUUUGAGUCAAGUUCAACUCUUGUGACUUCAUGGACAUGUCUAGGUAGUUUUCUUGGUAACAGUACUGAAAUGGUGUGCCAUUGCUGCCUUCUGGCAUUUUUUUCCUAUCCAGGCUAGCCGAUAGAGCUGGCUCUUCCUUGUAAUGUGAACCUAUGUAGUUUUCUGAGAUCAGCCAAGUCAACAGUCUACUAUAUCCUCUGGCGGGGCGUGUUUCCAUUCCAGUGAAUUUUCUAAGAGUUUUUUUUUUAAAUGUCAGAGUACGUAGGGAUAGCACUUAGUUUUAAAAGUAUAAGUUAGCCAAGGGUUCUCUCAGUUUCACUUAGCCCUUAAAACUCCCAGCAGGAAGAGUCUUCUUCCUUCUCAAGUAUUAACUGAAAUGAUAUUGCAUGCUUUCUUGCAAAGAACUUGGCACUAGAGUAGGUAGGAGGCUAGCUAGUUAGCUAGCUGAUGGAUCCCUCACUGCCUCAUACUUUUUAAAGGUGGAAGUGCCUUCCCUUUUGAGGAAGAGAUGCUAGCCAGACAUCAUUAUUUAUUAUUAUUUAUUAUUAUUAUUUAUUAUAGGUUCUUCCCAGUAGCAUAUAUACAAUAAAAGACAGUUAAAAACUCAACACACAAACACACACACACAUUCAUUUAAUAACCUGGUCACCUUCAGUGACCACCAAGUGUUGUCACUUGCCCGUAAUUUUCUUAUGGCUAGCAUUUAUCCCACCACGCAUUUCUCUAGAGAUGAAAUCUUCAAAUCUAAUUUCAGAGGAACUUUGGAAUUCACUUAGAUCCCUACUUCCUUAAUUCUGUCCGUUCCUUUGAUGUUGUCAACUACAGGUCAGUCUUCUGUACCUUUUAAUAGUCCACAUGCUCCAUAACUUGAAGGUAUAAAUAGAGCUUAAAUAGGAACAAUGAUAAUUCUAUACCAGUUGAUGGAUGAUUUGUUCCUUAGGGCCAGUACUGUCUACUUUUUGGGUCCUUGGGAAAGUGUGUGUCUCAUCAUCUGCUAGUUGCUUGUUUUUAAACUAGAGAUGUCUUGGAACUGUGUCUGGGAUGUUAUGUGUCAGAGCAUCUGUUCCAUUAACUAGCUGUGAUCCUGCCCUGUCCAAGAUACUAGGGAGUUAGUAACUGUUUCUGAUCCAAGAUUCUCAGUGAUUCUUUGACCUGCUUAAGCAUUCUGUGUGAUGGUAUGGGAUCAUUUGAAAGGGAGGUUUUUAAGUGGGAUAGUAUAUCAUCACAGCCCCAGCCCCGGUCAUUUUCCUUCUUUCUUUGCCUCCAUGUUUGGUUUCUUUACGAUCCUCACAGUAACUGCGAAUAUAUCAUUUUUUUUUCCAAAGAGGGAAGCAGUAUGUAUUUAAAUUUGGCUCUUUCCAUGCUGUGGAAUUUGGAAAAGCUGGUCCAUUUUGGCAUCAUCAUUUCCUAUGCUUAUCAGGUUUUAUCACUUUUAUAUCAAAUAGUGAGCAUGACAUUGCACUGUAAUUAUGUUGAGGUGAAUUAAACUGGUUAUGUAAAACCCUUUGCACUGUUACAAAAACUACUGGCAACGCAAUAUAGAUUGUGGUGGGGCAAGAACGGAAGAGAGGCUGAUGGGCCAAUAAAACAACAGUCCUACUCUGUUUGCACCACCUUUUGCGUGCAAGUAUGGUUGGUUCUCUGGAUCGUGACCCUGGAUCUUAUUCCUUGAAUUACAGUUUGUAUUUCUGUAAUGAGCAGUUUGUUCAGUUCCAAAACUCACUGAACUGGUAUUGAAAUAAACAA